GAAGCAGAAAAUUGACGUAGGUAUGGUAUAGUAAGGCCGGUAUGACUCUCAAUUAAGCAAGCCAAACUCCUUCCUGCUCUCCUCUUACAUCCGCGAAGUCGCUACUUCAAUAUCUUUCAAGGACCCUGAGAGCGGGCGGGCAAGCUUCACCUAGCUCCAACCAAUCGGUCUGACUCAUCCAAGCCGCCGAUACUCUUGGCUGUCCUACAUGGUGGAUUUGGAGCGUUCAAUUAAGCUAUUUAGUGUGGGCCAGCUAUUUCGUACCUCUUUUUUCUCAAGCCAGACGCGAGUAUUCAUCCCACGCCUGUCUGCCUCUUAUCUAUUGAGAAUCUUCAAAUGGCUUCCUCUCGAAGCAGCAGUAAUGAAUUCCAUGAUGAGACCGUGUUGCUAGGAGACAAUCGCGACGAUGCGCUUCCUCCUCCGAGGCCGGGUUUAACAAGGGCCCAAGCUUUCAAUCUAUACCUCAGCCAUGCUUUAUCGACGUGGAAUGCGCGUGGAUAUGAAUUCGCUGCUAUCCUUUUCACUGCUGCUGCGUACCCGGAUACGCUUGUCGCGGCCGCGUUGCGAAUGAUCAUCAUAUACAUCGCCAUGAUCUUAUUUUCCAGCUCCGUAGGCCAAUGGGUCGAGCGAUCCCCUAACCGCCUGCGCACUUUGCUGUCCACCAUCAUUUGCAAUCGCGCAUCGGUGAUUCUGGGCUCCUUCGUCUGGCUUUUGAUCCUGAGCCAGGAGAACCUAGUCACUGGCGGUGAUAGCCUUGCUGCGACACCUCCUAGGUUCGCACUACCGCGCAAUGACGCCCUGAAGGGCAUUGUCUUCGCCGUCGCUGUAGCUUUUGGAAUAAUCGAGCGAUUGAGUGCUUCUGGAAAUUUGAUCUCCAUGGAGCGGGAUUGGGUCGUUACGAUCGCUGGUCAGGCGGGACAUCCCUAUGAUCUGACGAAUCUAAACGCCGUCAUGCGACGCAUCGACCUCGUCUGCAAGUUGAUGUCUCCUAUACUGAUCUCCAUUGUCAUCUCAGCGACGGGCUCGGUGCGUGUCGGCGUGCUUUAUACAGGGCUCGGGAGCCUUGUGAGCAUCCCAAUUGAGCUCCUCUCUGCUAAGGGAGUCUGGAAUGGUAGCAUUGUUCUACAGGAGCCGAAGCCAGUACCUAUUCCUAGGCCGCCUAUCGCUACAUCGGGAGAAAGUAGAUUUAGGAUCACGUCUUGGUUGAGUGGGUUACGUAAUUACCUCCAGGGGUUAGAGAUGUAUUUCAGCUCUUCAGUCUGGAUGCCAUCCUUUGCGCUUGCGAUGCUGCAUUUCAAUAUGUUGACUUGGCGCGCGACAUUCAUCACGUACUUGAUCAAUAUCGGCUAUUCCCUCAAUACAAUCACCGUCGCACGGGCUAUUGGCUCAGUCUUCGAGAUCAGUAGCACAGUUAUAACACCUCGCGGCAUCGUGUAUCUAGGUAAAACCAGCCGCCACCGCACCGCAUCAGGCGAUGAAUCGAAUAUCAGUCUGAUGCACGAGGAGACUCAACAAGAAGACUCAGUCGACGACGCGCAAACCAUCAUCGGUCUCCAACGCCUCGGGCUAUGGGGCAUGAGCAGCCAGCUCCUCAACACAAUCCCCGUCGUCCUCGCUCUUUGGGUUACAUCCUCCCAGCGCAACGAAGCCACCACAGACGACAUCCCCACUCUGCUCCCGCGCUUAACCGGUGGGUUCAGCAUAGGCUGGAGUCUGAUUUUAUUCACAUUCCUCGCAUUCUCGCGCCUCGGCGUCUGGGUCUUCGACCUGACCACGCAGCAGCUGACGCAGACCUUGGUUCCCAAGACGCAGCGCUCGAGCUUCGCCGGCGUCGAGAACUCCGUGGUCAACGUGUUCGAGGUCCUCGGCGCCGGCGCCGCCAUCGCCUUCCCGCGCGUCGAACAGUAUCGCUGGCUUGCGGUUGCUAGUCUGGUCGGUGUUGUACUGAGUUGGUGUUUGUAUGCUUGGUGGGUGCGCGCUCAGAGGGGCCAUCUUGUCCAUUGGGAAAAGCUUGGCACGCGACGCUGAGGGCCUGGGGGUUUGGUCUGGUGGGUGUGACUAGUUUGCAAAAGUAUGUUACGGCUUGUAUGAUCGCAGUACCAUCAUGCCAGCCCAGCGCCAGCGCUGGCUG
Messenger RNA from Xylaria bambusicola, 2131 nucleotides. RefSeq names its product Ferroportin1-domain-containing protein. The record is from RefSeq and is a predicted model, not a curated record. The transcript is spliced from 5 exons. Gene Ontology annotation, biological process: iron ion transmembrane transport. Gene Ontology annotation, molecular function: iron ion transmembrane transporter activity. Lineage: Eukaryota; Fungi; Ascomycota; Sordariomycetes; Xylariales; Xylariaceae. Gene Ontology annotation, cellular component: membrane. Bases 337 to 2028 code for a protein of 563 amino acids.